GGAAUUAAUGGAUACCUUUGUCUCAUCGAGCUUCUUCCACCGUGCCGACGGCCGCGCGCUGUUGUCUCCUCGUAACCGGAGCCAGAAUGGGCAAGGCGAGCAAGUGGCUGAGGAGCCUCUUGACGGGCAAGACCGCGCCCGACGACAAGAAGGAGAAGGCCGAAGCCUCCCCGCCGCCGUCGCCAUUGCCAUCGCCAUCGCCGACACAGUUGCCGGCUGCCAAGGAGAAGAAGCGGUGGAGAUUCCGGAGGCCCACGGUAGCCAGGAGGAGCAUAAUAAGAACGCUGGGUGAUGACCAGCCUCCGGAGGCUGAGUCUGCGCAGAUAAGGCAGGCCAUGGCAGUCUUGGCGGCCACGGCUGCCGCAGCGGAGGCUGCUUUUGCGGCGGCGCAGGCGGCCGCCGCGGUCGUGAGACUCACCGCCGGUUCCAGCCACCAAAAGACCGUGGAAUUCGCGGCCACCAGGAUUCAAUCUGCCUUUCGGGGAUACCUGGCAAGGAAAGCUCUAUGUGCAUUGAGAGGCUUGGUGAAGCUGCAAGCUCUAGUGCGAGGCCAGUUGAUCCGCAAGCAAACCGCCGCCGCCACCGCCAAUCGUCGAUGCAUGCAGCUCAAAACCUUCCCCUGGAGAUCAUCGCCACAGCGCCCAAGAUCUCGACAUUCACACGCAAGCCCAAUCCAUGCUUUAGACAGAAACGCCGAGGACAUCAAGAUCGUAGAGAUGGAUCUCGGGACACAGAGCUCAUCAGGAUACUGUGGCCAUGCUGCUACGCCUUCAAAGGUCGAUCAGUCCCCAGAGUUCUCGCCUUGCGGUAGGGCUCACGGCAGUCCACAUUACUUGUCCUCUAUCUCGGUGCCUGAUGCAACUCCUCCUUAUGACUGCCGCUGCUUUCCAAGUUACAUGGCCGACACUGAAUCUUCAAGAGCAAAGGCCAGAUCUCAGAGUGCGCCACGGCAGCGAACAGAUGCAAUUGCGCGACAGACGAGCAGGCGGAGACCUCCUGCAAGCGUGACCAAUUACGGCAUAUCACCGGUGGCCGAUGAAAAUUUUCAUGAAAUCGGAUCGGUCACUUUUGGGAUCGCUCAUGGUAGAGUCUCAUAUGCUCGCAAGCAUGACUAGCUAAGAGUAAAUGCCAAAGUGAUAAAUCCUGAGGAUUUAUUCAGUAUUAGUAGUAUUUGCACCUGUCUGAACAAAUCCUACCGAACCAAC
Molecule: messenger RNA, 1205 nt
Organism: Zingiber officinale
Lineage: Eukaryota; Viridiplantae; Streptophyta; Magnoliopsida; Zingiberales; Zingiberaceae
Product: protein IQ-DOMAIN 19-like
Exons: 2
Coding region: 87-1115 (342 amino acids)
Molecular function (GO): protein binding
Source: RefSeq, a predicted model, not a curated record